AUGGCAGACAGUCUGAAAGAUGUCGAGAAACUCGGGGCUGCCGACGCCUUGACGGAUUCACAAACCCCAAGCUCGAACUCACAAAUUAGUAAGGGUCGCGAAUCAUCAGAUGAAGAGCCGCAGAAGGAAGUGAGGAUGAUCACUGGCUUUAAGUGGAUCCUAGUUGUGACUGCUAUCCUGUCCAGCCAUAUGCUUUUUGCGCUUGACAACACCAUUGUGGCUAAUAUCCAACCUGCUAUUCUCAACCAAUUCCAAGAAGCUGACCAGAUUUCCUGGCUUUCUGUGGGAUUCUCCCUUACCUCCUCCGCACUGGUGCUGCCUUGGUCUAAGGCCUACGCAACCUACAAUGCCAAAUGGCUCUAUAUUGGGUGCGUUAUUCUUUUCAUGGCAGGCUCGGCUCUUUGUGGUGCUGCCCCAAACAUGAACGGGAUGAUUGUCGGACGAGCUAUGGCUGGCGCUGGAGGAAGUGGUAUGUACUUCGGCGUCUUGACCCAGCUGUCCGUGAAUACAACCGUAUCUGAACGUCCAUUCUACAUUGGUUUGACUGCCGUUUCGUGGGGUAUCGGAACUGUCACCGGCCCAGCCAUUGGAGGAGCGUUCGCCGAAAGCGCCGCGACCUGGCGUUGGGCCUUCUACAUCAACCUGGUCGUCGGAGCAGUUUUUUCCCCAGUCUACGCAUUUCUCUUGCCCUCCUUCGAGCCCAUGCCCAAUGCAACCCCGAAAGAGAAAGCUAGGAAUAUCGACUGGGUCGGCAUUGUCUUGUUUGUCGGUGCGCUGGCUACGUUGAUCAUGGCUAUCGACUUUGGCGGAGUGGAAUGGAGUUGGGGCAGCGGUUCGUCCAUUGCACUGUUCGUGGUGUCCGGCGUUCUGUUCGUCGUCUUUAGUGUUCAGCAGACUUUCUACAUUCUCUGCAACGAGGAGAACAGACUGUUCCCGAUCCAUUUCCUCAAGAGGCGUUCACUGCUACUUCUGUUUAUCCUUAACACCUGUGCCAGCAGCGGGUUGUUUAUUUCAGUGUACUACAUUCCCCUGUUCUUCCAAUUUACUCAGGGUGAUACUGCAGUCCACUCCUCGCUGCGUAUUCUACCCUUCGUAAUGGUGCUCAUCUUCGCCAUCAUCGCAAACGGCCACAUGAUGUCCAAAUUCGGUUAUUACCUUCCAUGGUACCUCCUUGGUUCCAUUUUCGAACUCGUCGCCGCUGCUUUAAUGUACACCGUCAAAAAAGAUACCUCUGCCAGCGCGAUCUACGGAUACACCUCUCUUAUGGCCCUCGGUGUUGGCGCAUUUAACCAAGCAGGAUACAGCGUUGUCCAGGCUAAAGUCAAGAAGACCGAGAUCCCAUGGGCCCUUGGCUUCAUGAUGGUUUCUCAACUGGGAGGCAUCGUCUUAGCACUGGGUAUGGCCGGCGCUAUCUUCGUGAACAAAGCAACGACGGGCCUAAUCAACUUGCUUCCGAACGCCGAUACCACAGACAUCAAGAACACAAUUGGCGGAACUGCAAGUGGAUUCUUCAGCACGUUGACUAAGUCAGAGCAGUCCGCGGCGUUAGAUGUUAUUGUCGAUGCUAUUGACUAUGUUUAUAUCCUGCUUAUUGUUGCCGGUGGCAUAGGUGUUCUUCUCUCGGUGUUCUUGAAGCGCGAGAAGCUCUUCAUGGAGGUGGCUGCUGGUGGUGCUUAA
This is a messenger RNA of Aspergillus tanneri, 1677 nucleotides long. RefSeq lists its product as uncharacterized. Bases 1 to 1677 code for a protein of 558 amino acids. The record is from RefSeq and is a predicted model, not a curated record. Gene Ontology annotation, molecular function: transmembrane transporter activity. NCBI's taxonomy places the organism in Eukaryota, Fungi, Ascomycota, Eurotiomycetes, Eurotiales, Aspergillaceae. Gene Ontology annotation, biological process: transmembrane transport. The transcript is spliced from 14 exons.